GAGGUUUUAUCAGACAUUCGUGUUUCUGUUUCUCGUCUCCACAUCGUCUGACAGGACUUUGUUGUUUUACUGGCAGCGACGUGGACGUUGUGUUGUCGAUGUUCUUCAGUGUUUCUGCCUCCAGGAUGAAAACUCUGCUCGUGUUUUUGUGGAGAUUCAGAUAAAAAAUAUCUUCUGUCAGAUCCUGAAACUGUCUAAGCGACGGUUUAAGGGAGCUGAAGCGUCACCAUGAGCAGAACCAGGAUCUCAUCCCUGUUCUCCACCUAUAAGCUGCUCUUCUUGUUGACCGUCAUCUCAGUUGAACUUCCAUAUUCAGCAGCACGAGGUUCUCCUGGGACUCUUGACUCCAACGGCACAGUCAGCAACCACACCAAAUGUGGCGGGAGUACUGACUGCAUAGAGGGCGUUAUCCUGCCAGUAUGGAAGCCGGAACACCCGGCCUUCACCGACCGCCUCGCCAGAGCCACCAUUUACUUUGUGGGGUUGGUGUACAUGUUUCUGGGUGUCUCCAUCAUCGCUGACCGCUUCAUGGCAUCCAUCGAGGUCAUCACCUCCCAAGAAAGACAGAUUACCAUCAAGAAACCAAACGGCGAGAAGAUCACCACGACGGUGCGCAUCUGGAACGAGACCGUGUCCAACCUGACCCUGAUGGCACUGGGUUCCUCCGCCCCAGAAAUCCUCCUGUCAGUCGUGGAGGUUUGCGGUCACAACUUUCACGCCGGUGAGCUGGGCCCCAACACCAUUGUAGGAAGUGCUGCCUUCAACAUGUUUGUCAUCAUUGGCUUUUGUGUGUCUGUCAUUCCUGAAGGAGAAACUAGAAAGGUGAAGCACCUCCGGGUUUUCUUUGUCACCGCCGCCUGGAGUGUCUUUGCGUACACCUGGCUUUACCUGAUCCUGGCUGUCUUCUCUCCAGGUGUUGUUCAGAUAUGGGAGGGGCUUCUCACACUCUUCUUCUUCCCCAUUUGCGUUGGAUUCGCUUAUGUAGCUGACCGUAGACUUCUUUUCUACAAAUACAUGUACAAAAGGUACAGAGCAGGGAAGCAGAAAGGAAUGAUCAUCGAAACCGAGGGAGAACCAGAGCUUCCCUCAAAGGUCGACAUAGAAAUGGACGGAAAAAUGCUCAACUCCCACGGAGAGGAGUUCAUGGAUGGAGAGACAGGUUUUGACGUGAAGGAGCUGGAUGAGGAGGAGGCCCGCAGAGAGGUGGCCAGGAUCCUGAAGGAGCUGAAACAGAAACAUCCAGAGAAGGAGAUGGAGCAGUUAAUGGAACUUGCUAAUUAUCAGGUUUUAACCCAGCAACAGAAGAGUCGGGCUUUCUACCGCUGUCAGGCCACCAGGAUUUUGACAGGAGCAGGCAACAUCCUGAAGAAGCAUGCCGCUGACCAAGCCAAGAGAGCCACCCAGCAUGAUAUCUGCUCCGAGGUUUCAGUCAACGAUUUCUCCUCCAAGGUUUUCUUCGACCCUGGUACCUACCAGUGCCUGGAGAACUGUGGCAGCGUAGCACUGAACGUGGUACGUCGUGGUGGAGACCUAACAAGCACAGUCUCAGUGGAUUAUCGGACUGAAGAUGGCACUGCGAACGCUGGUUCAGACUACCAGUUUACUGAGGGAACUAUUGUGUUCAAACCAGGCGAGACUGAAAAGGAAAUCCGUAUCGACAUUAUUGAUGAUGAUAUUUUUGAGGAAGAUGAGCAUUUCUUGGUUCACCUCAGCAAUGUGAAGGUCAUAUCAGAGGGUGCUGGCUCAGACGGGCACGAGGCAAACAAUGUGGACGCCCUCGCAGGUCUAGGUCUGCCAUGCACGGCCACUGUCACCAUCUUCGAUGACGACCACGCAGGGAUCUUUACAUUCGAGGAGCCCGUGGUGACCGUGAGCGAGAGCGUGGGGGUGAUGGAGGUAAAGGUGGUCCGGACCUCGGGAGCUCGCGGUGUCGUGGUGGUGCCGUACAAAACCAUGGAGGGGACGGCUAAAGGAGGCGGCGAGGACUUUGAGGACACACACGGAGCACUGGAGUUUGGGAAUGAUGAGAUCUUCAAAACUAUUCAGAUCAAUAUAAUCGAUGAUGAAGAAUAUGAAAAAAACAAGAACUUCUUCCUAGAGAUCGGAGAGCCUCGGCUGCUGGAGAUGAGUGAGAGGAAAGCUGUGUUGCUGCAGGAAGUCGGUGGAUUCGUCAAAACAGGCAGAGACGUCUACAGGAAGGUCCAGGGACGGGACCAUCCCGCCCCCUCAGCCGUCAUCAACAUCACAGAGGAGGGGGUUGAGGAGGUUUUGACCAAGAAGGAAGAGGAGGAGAGGCGGAUCGCGGAGAUGGGCCGGCCGAUGCUGGGCGAACACGUCAAACUGGAGGUCAUCAUCGAGGAGUCGUACGAGUUCAAGAACACCGUGGAUAAACUCAUCAAGAAGACCAACCUGGCUCUGCUGAUCGGGACCAACAGCUGGAGGGAGCAGUUUGUGGAGGCCAUCACAGUCAGCUCUGGUGAUGACGAUGACGAUGAAAGUGGCCAGGAGAAGCUGCCCUCCUGUUUUGACUACGUCAUGCACUUCCUCACCGUCUUCUGGAAGCUUCUGUUUGCCUUCGUUCCCCCCACCGACUACUGGAACGGCUGGGCCUGCUUCGUCGUCUCCAUCUCUGUGAUCGGGCUCCUGACGGCAGUGAUCGGUGACCUGGCGUCUCAUUUUGGCUGCACCGUCGGCCUCAAAGACUCCGUCACUGCUGUGGUGUUUGUGGCUCUGGGCACCUCUGUUCCAGACACAUUUGCCAGUAAGGUGGCCGCCAUCCAGGACCAAUACGCUGAUGCCUCCAUUGGCAAUGUGACAGGAAGUAACGCUGUCAAUGUCUUCCUGGGAAUUGGCGUGGCCUGGUCCAUCGCUGCCGUCUACCACUACUCCAAAGGCCAGGAGUUCAGGGUCGACCCGGGUACGCUGGCUUUCUCCGUCACACUCUUCACCAUCUUCGCCUUUAUCAGUAUUGCUGUCCUCAUCUACCGCCGGCGGCCUGAGAUUGGUGGGGAGCUCGGCGGACCCCGGAUCCCCAAAAUCCUCACCACCUGUUUGUUCUUCAGCCUGUGGCUCAUGUACAUCGUCUUCUCCUCACUAGAAGCCUACUGCCACGUAAAGGGCUUCUAAGAGUUCUGCCUCUGACAAGUUCGAAGACGUUCUAACAGAACCAGUGAACAGUUCUGAUGGAUUUCCAAAGGCUCCAGUAGGUUCCUAGGUAUUUGUAGUUAUUUGUCUAAAGGUUUGGUAGAUGUGUAAAGGUUAUAAGGUUCCUGACAGUUGGUGGAUUCCUUAAAGUUCUGAUCUGAUCUGACAGGUUUAUAAACAGAUACAUGAUCUGAUGGACUCUGCAGCUCUGCAGUCUUUUCAUCUUCUUUUUAGGUUUAACAGGUUGAAAACAUCUUUGAUGAGUCUGUAAAAAUACAGAAGGAUUCUACGGGUCCUUGAUAUAUAUUUCUAAAGGUUUCAAUAGGUUCCUACAUUCAUACAGGUUCCUUUCAUUUGUUAUGUCUAAAUUUUGAAUGGACGUCUGAUGGUUAUAACAGCUUGUUGACUGUUGAUGGAUUUCUAAAGGUUCCAACAGGUUCCUGCAUAUUGUGACAGGUUCCUGUCACUAAGGGUUCGGAUAAGCAUGUAAUAGUUCUGUUGGGUUCUGCUAGGUCCCUGCAUAUCCUACCUGCUUCUUAUGUCUCUUAUUAGUCAGUGGAUUCCUAAAGGUUCUGAUGGGCAUGUAACAGUUGCCCGAAUAUUUUGACAAACAUAAUGAUGAAUAUAUGUUCUAACUGUGUAGUUCUUUUAGGUUCUUUAAAGGUCUAGCAGGUUCAAAACAUCUUUGAUGGGUCUCUAAAGAUCCCUAAGGUUCCUGAAGGAUUCUGCAGAUUUUUGAAAGUCUGGAUGGAUCUCUAAAGAUUCUUGGGACAACCUCAAAUCUUGUGAACCUUCUUUUUGACUUUACUCUGGUGAGCAACGUAGUGGACUGUCUGAAAAACGAGACGCCGCUGCUGCAGCAGCCAGUUCAAAUAUCAGAGAAAAUAUAAUUAUGUGUAUGUUUGUGUGUGAGUGUGUGUGCGCACGUGUAACCUCAAUGAACACUGUGAUGUGAUUGGUUUUAAACAGCAGCUGUCUGCUCAUUGGAUGAUAUAAACACAUGAGCUGUUGCUUAUUACCUGAAUACAGAAUGCAGUGUCUUUCCU
Messenger RNA from Toxotes jaculatrix (banded archerfish), 4190 nucleotides. RefSeq names its product sodium/calcium exchanger 1-like. Bases 229 to 3126 code for a protein of 965 amino acids. The transcript has 10 exons. Gene Ontology annotation, cellular component: sarcolemma; postsynapse; axon. NCBI's taxonomy places the organism in Eukaryota, Metazoa, Chordata, Actinopteri, Toxotidae. Gene Ontology annotation, biological process: calcium ion import across plasma membrane; sodium ion transmembrane transport; cell communication. The record is from RefSeq and is a predicted model, not a curated record. Gene Ontology annotation, molecular function: calcium:sodium antiporter activity.